Messenger RNA from Salarias fasciatus (jewelled blenny), 2976 nucleotides. It is a transcript of the gene znf276, whose product is annotated as zinc finger protein 276. NCBI's taxonomy places the organism in Eukaryota, Metazoa, Chordata, Actinopteri, Blenniiformes, Blenniidae. Gene Ontology annotation, cellular component: nucleus. The record is from RefSeq and is a predicted model, not a curated record. Gene Ontology annotation, molecular function: zinc ion binding. Bases 138 to 1892 code for a protein of 584 amino acids. The transcript is spliced from 12 exons.
UGUUGACCCCGGGUAGCUGCACCGGAUCCUCCAGCUAGCUCUCACCUUUGAUUAAAUCAUCUCCAACCACAGAAAAUAUGUUUCUUCGGUGUUAGAACUCGCCCACUCUCCAGGUGAGCAGAUCAGUCUGCUGAAGCAUGAAGAAGAGAAGCAGACGUCCUCGCCUUACUGGUAGGACGGCGAGCCCGGAGAAGAAAGGAAGCAGAGGCCGACCUCGGAAGACAGUUGCCGUCACAACCGAUGGUUUCUAUGGUGACAAUGCUGGGAAAUUGGACGACGGAGUAGAGAAACAUGUGGAGGGAAAGUCCCGGUCCUCAGGCAGACUGUCGACGGCCAUGUGUCGGCUCUGCCACGGGAAGUUCUCCCCCCGCAGCCUCCGUCACGCCUUCGUCAAGUGGCCCCGCAACUCGCCGCAGGCGGCGCCGGACGAGGAGUCGCCGCUUCUCUUCCACACAGACUUCCAGCGGCUGGUGGGCGUGCCGCUGGACCGGGACCCCCGCCUCUCCGACUUCAUCUGCAAGAAGUGCCACGCCAAGUUCUACAAGUGCCACAGCAUCCUGCUGCGCUUCCUGCAGAGAGUCAACCUGCCGCCCGCCGAGGCCCUGGGGCCCGGGACCCGGAGGAAUGUGAAAUGUCCUGAAUCCUCAGAGAACCACGGCUCAGCAGCUCCUCCGUCCUUCACCUCCGACCCAAAGUGCCUCCACAGUCUGGUGCUGUGGGCUCACCAGCACGCCGAGGCCUGCCGCUCCUGCCCCGACCUGAAGGAGGUGCUGGAGGGUCAGUGCUGGGGGGCCGUCCGGGCCGUGUGGGGCUGCGUGGACGGCCACACAUACACCAUGGACACUCGCUACGCCGCGGCCUCCAGUGUCAGCGUGAACUUCGGCAGAGCGACAGUGAGCAGCAACGGGGAGGGAGAUCUGUCAGAGGAGGAGCAGGAGGGGGAGGAGGUGGAGGAGGAGCAGCCCUCAGCGGGGAGUCCUGCAGCCACGGCGCAAAGCUCGCUGAUGGAGAACUGGAGAGCUGAAGAUUUCUCUGUCCAGGACGAGGCGCUGUCCCCGUCUCCGGCUCUGCUGGAGGAUCAGACUGCAGACAGCGAGCUGUCAGACAGGGUGGCGUCUGAGGAGGAGUUUGAGGGGAGCAGGAGAGGAGGUGCACUGCAGGAGGAGGAGGAGGAGCUGUUUGAGCCGUACUCAGACAGGAGUGUCUCCAACAAGAGAAGAUCCGGAGACAGGACGGCCCAGGAGCCCAAAGUCAAGAAGAAACCAGGACCCAAACCAGGCUGGAAGAACAAGUUCAAACCCAAAGGAGAGGAGCUCCCAAACAUCUACAAAUGUCCGUAUCAGGGCUGCACGGCGGUCUACAGAGCCCCGGAUGGCCUGAAGAAACACAUCAAGGAGCAUCACGAGGAGGUUCGGGAGCGGCCCUGCCCCCAUCCCGGCUGCAACAAAGUGUUCAUGAUCGACCGCUACCUGCAGAGGCACGUCAAGCUCAUACACACAGAGGAGAGAAACUACAUCUGUGAUCAGUGUGGCCAAACCUUCAAACAGAGGAAACACCUGUCGGUGCACCAGAUGAGGCAUUCGGGGGCCAAACCGCUGCAAUGUGAGGUGUGUGGUUUCCAGUGCCGCCAGCGAGCGUCCCUCAAGUACCACAUGACCAAGCACAAGGCCGAGGCCGACCUGGAGUUCGAGUGCCUGAUGUGCAGGAAGCGCUUCGAGAAGGCGCACAACCUCAACGUGCACAUGUCCAUGGUGCACCCGCUGACGCAGACCGAGGUGCAGCGGGGACCUGACCAGCCGCCGCAGCCGCCUGAGCGGGCGGCGGCUGCGUCCUCGGACCUGCACGCCGUCACGCUGAGCGGGGAGGCGGUCCAGCAGGAGCAGGACAGAUGACGACUGCAGGACGCCACAAACUGUCCAACAGCAGCACUUGGCUUCUCCAACGCAUCCUCCAAAAGAGACGCUCGGACUCCCAACGUCCUGCAGACUUCGUCUCUUGAUGAAACACUUUGUUACAAACUCGUCAGAUUUUCAUUCAUGAAAGCAAAUAUGAGGCGGCAAAUCUGAGGAUGAAGCCGGAGAGGAAACGGGGCUGGUUUUAACUGGUUUUAAUGUUCAGUCAGAAGGACGCAGAUCCACAGCUGAUUACAGGUACGACGAGGUGAAAAUGCGGCGUUCAAACAGGAACUGGUCUCCUGUGCUGGAGAGUCUCAGAAGAAAGUAAGGUUCACGCCAAAAGAUUUUCACAGUCCCAGACUAGAAACAGAAAAUGUUUUGUAAAUCUGGGAUUUUAACUGGAGUCAAAGCGCACCCCCGUACUGAUUCGAUUGUUGAGCUCGUAAUUGCCGCUGUUACAUGCCAGUCUUUUCCUAGUUUUGGGUUUGCAAUAAUAUCAAACAUACGUGUCUGAUAUCAACGCAAGUCUUUGUAAAAUCUCAGUCUGAGACUGAGCUGUGAGUAAAAUCUCUCAACACUUGUCUUUAGGUGUGAGUUGAUAGGUUUCAAGGAGUCUUUUCCAGAUCUUUUCAAAGUUGUCUAAUGUAUGAAAAUCUUCAGUUUCAGCUGCAGUUACUGGGAAAUGAAUUCUGCAACAGAUCUUGUGUUUACUGCAUCAGGAAGCUAAAGAGUUAGCCUGGGGAGCUAGCGCCAGAAAAUGGUUGCUCACAUUUUCAGUUUCCUGUUUUCGCCUGUGAAUUUGGCUCGAUUGAGCCUUCAGACUGUGGUCAGGAGACACUGAAGGAUUUUCUCAGACUGAAACAGCCGUAAGUUACAUUUUGAGUGAAUUCAAAAUGGCUGCUGCACCUGACUUUACUCUUCCUGUUAACAUUGUGGAAAACAUGCUGAGCUGUACCCGAGGCAUCAAGAAGAAGAGGUUACAAUAGUAAAAUGGUGAAUAAAUGCAGAAUCUACAUGUUAAACUGAGUCCUGUGUUUUGCUUUGAGACUAAAUAAGCCAGAAGCCGUUAGCCUUGAAGUUA